AUGGUACGCGACGAUGAUGAUGCUGCUGAUAUUGAUGAGGGUGGAGGUGGUGGUCGUGGUGGUCGUGGUGUUCGUAGUGUUGGCUACGGCGGAGGUGCGAUUACCAGAUCCAUUGUAAGAGAAUCGAUCUAUAUCUCUGUACCAAAAAGAGUUGUAAUAACACAGCAAGGAGAAAGAGGAGAUUGUUUCUACAUCAUAAUAUCUGGAGCCGUAUCGGUUUACCAACAGAAGACACUAGACACCGAUGAUGACCUGGGAAGUCCAGUGAGCGAUGACUCAAUGCAGAGUUUGGACAGCCAUAUUUCAAAGGGCUAUGAGAUCAAACAGUAUCCUCCUAGUUUACAUUCAUCAUAUUUCGGCAACUUUAUUUCCAAUAUAGACGGUGGAAAAGCAUUUGGCGAACUGGCGCUUAUGUCGAAAGAUUGUAUUCGAACUGCUACUAUUGUAGCCGUGGACGGCGUUGAACUUCUAGCUGUCAGGAGGCAGGUAUAUCUCGAUUGUCUUCUAGAUCAUCAGACCCAAGAACUUCACACAAAGAGAUCCUUCAUUGAAAAGUAUAGAUUGUUUCGCGACUGGCCAGUACGACAGAAAACCAAUUUAGCUAUGGCACUACACCUUUAUAAACUAACAACAGGGAACUGUAUUGUCUCCCAAGGAGAGCCAUUUAAUGGGCUUCAUUUCCUGAUCAAGUGA
Octopus sinensis (East Asian common octopus) is the source of this 693-nucleotide messenger RNA. RefSeq lists its product as uncharacterized. The transcript is spliced from 4 exons. Bases 1 to 693 code for a protein of 230 amino acids. Lineage: Eukaryota; Metazoa; Mollusca; Cephalopoda; Octopoda; Octopodidae. The record is from RefSeq and is a predicted model, not a curated record.